AUGUCCGGAUACGACGGCUACAACAACCAAGGAGGCUACUACGGCCACCAGCAGGGAGGCUACAACCAGGGAGGCUACAACCAGGGUGGUUACGGCCAGGGCGGCUACAGCCAGGGCCAGGGCCAGCAGGGCGGAUACCCCCAGCAAGGAUAUGGCCAGCAGGGUGGAUAUGACCAGUACAACCAGCACGGCGGCCAAGGUGGCGGCAGUGCCAACGACUACUACGGCGGCCAAGGUGGCCAGCAGUCCCAGUACGGUGAGGGCCAGUACGGUCAGCAGCAGUACGGCCAGGACCAGCGUGGCGAAUAUAACCAGGGUGCCCCCGGCGGAGCUCAGGAGGGUGAGCGUGGACUUGGUGGUGCCAUUGCCGGUGGUCUGGCGGGCGGAUUCGCCGGUCACAAGGCCGAUCACGGAUUCCUCGGAACCAUCGGUGGAGCCAUCAUGGGAAGCAUUGCCGAAGACGCCAUCAAGAAGCACAGGAACAAGGAUGAGCAGCACCAGCAGGAUUACCAGAGCGGCCAUGGUGGUUACCCCCCUCAGGGUGGCCCUCCUUCCCACAACGGUGGUAGCAUGAUGGACCAGCUCGGCGGCUUCUUCAAGCGAUAG
Molecule: messenger RNA, 606 nt
Organism: Aspergillus ibericus CBS 121593
Lineage: Eukaryota; Fungi; Ascomycota; Eurotiomycetes; Eurotiales; Aspergillaceae
Gene: hel10
Product: putative high expression lethality protein Hel10
Exons: 2
Coding region: 1-606 (201 amino acids)
Source: RefSeq, a predicted model, not a curated record